CGACACCACGUGUACUAUGUUGACUGUCAAAGUCUGAGGGAACUCAAUUCGCGGAAGCUUUGAGUUCUGAGAGAAGUUUCUCCAAUCUUCGAAGCCUGCACACUUCGAACUCUAGACCAUGAGCGGCCCGAGCUUGCUGUCCUUUACCCAGCAAAGCUGGGAGCAGGUGUUAGGCAAAGUGAAACGGGCUGUGGUCUACCUGGAUGCCGCCUGUGCCGAGAGUCUGCACUGGAGUUGCGGACCCACAAGGCUUCUGGAGGCGGUGGGGGAUCCUGCAUGCCACCUACGGGAAUUCGAGCCUUCUGCACUUGGUGGUGGAGCCCAGCAACCCAAGGCAGUGUUUGUACUGAGCUGCCUGCUGAAAGGCCGUACCGUGGAGAUUCUAAAGAGCGUCAUCUGCCGUAGUCGCUUCCAGUAUUGUGUGGUGGUCACUGCAGUGAGCCAUGCAGUCCACCUCACAGCUAAUCACGUGCCCGCGGCAGCAGCGGCCGAAAUGGAGGGGCAGCCGGUGUUUGAGCAGCUGGAAGAAAAGUUAUGUGAGUGGAUGGGCAACAUGAGUUACACUGCCGAAGUACUGCAUGUCCCUUUGUUGCUAGCCCCUGCUGCUCCUCACAUCGCCCUGACUCCAGCCUUUGCUUCGCUUUUUCCACUGCUAACCCAGGAUUUGCAUCUCCUUAACAGUGCUCGGCCUGACAAGAGAAGACUGGGAAGCCUGGGUGAGAUGGAUGCCUCGACCCUGACCCCUGAGCUGCUACUGCAGAUCAGGUGCCUGGUGUCAGGCCUCAGUUCUCUGUGUGAGCACUUAGGAGUACGAGAGGAGUGUUUUGCUGUGGGCCCCCUCAGUCGUAUUAUCGCUGCAGAUCUAGCCAAUUAUGGCCCUGCCAAGAACAGGAGGAAGAUUGCUGCAGGGAGGGCAUCGGUGGUUUUUGUGGACAGAACCCUGGAUCUCACAGGAGCUGUUGGGCAUCAUGGAGACAGUCUGGUGGAGAAGAUGCUCUCAGCACUCCCCCAGCUUCCAGGCCACACCACUGAUGUGAUGGUGAACAUGGUAGAGCUCACCGCCCUGCAGCCUCAGGAGGAGAAUCACAGUGUGCUUGCACCAGGUUGUCUUGCACAGCCCAAUGACACUGUAGCCAAAGCCCUAUGGGAAGCCUUACUGAACACCAAGCACAAAGAGGCAGUGAUGGAGGUCCGGAGACACCUAGUGGAGGCAGCAAGCAGAGAAAACCUACCAAUCAAAAUGAGUAUGGGGAGAGUUACUCCAGCACAGCUCACAUCCUAUAUCCAGCUCUUCAAGAACAACCUCAGAGCUCUGGUGAAUCAUUGUGGGCUCCUACAGCUCGGGCUGGCCACAGUUCAAACUUUGAAACACCCACAGACAGCCAAGUGGGACAACUUUCUGGCUUUUGAAAGGCUCCUUCUCCAGAGCAUCGGUGAGUUGACCAUGACUGUUGUGUUAAAUCAGCUGUUGCCCAUGAUUAAACCUUCUAAGCAGAGAGCCAGUGAUGAUUACAACCCCGAAGAGCUGUUGAUCCUUCUAAUAUAUACUUAUUCCAUCACUGGAGAGCUUGCAGUAGACAAAGAUAUGGUUGAAGCCGAAGAAAAAGUAAAGAAAGCCUUGGCUCAGGUCCUUUGUGAAGAGUCUGAAUUGUCACCUUUGCUGCAGAGAAUCACAGGCUGUGACUCUUCAAUUAACCUGACAUUUCACAAAUCCCAAGUUGUCGUGGAUGGACUCUUCACUUCGCUCCGGGAUAUUGCUCAAGCUCGGAAUCUCAUGAAACAGUUUAAGUCUGUGUAUGUCCCUGGAAACCAUACUCACCAGGCAUCCUAUAAACCAUUGUUGAAGCAGGUUGUGGAAGAAAUAUUUAAUCCUGAGAGGCCAGAUCCAGUCGAUAUUGAACACAUGUCUUCAGGCCUGACUGAUCUCCUUAAAACAGGAUUUAGCAUGUUCAUGAAGGUGAACCGACCUCAUCCCAGUGACCACCCGCUCCUGAUCCUCUUUGUGGUGGGUGGAAUCACAGUCUCUGAAGCCAAAAUGGUCAAAGACCUUGUGCUGGCCCUGAAGCCUGGAACCCAGGUACUAGUGCUGUCCACACGCCUCCUGAAGCCACUGAACAUUCCUGAGCUGCUGUUCACAGCUGAUCGGCUUCAUCCAGACCUGGGAUUCUGAGGAUCUCCUGAGAUGAGAACCACCUGAGCUGGGAUCACCUCGACCCUUGUUUGUCAUCAUUCAGAACUUACCUCCAAAUCCAGCAUCUGUGUUCACAGCUUCAGGUUUUGAUUGAAUUCUACCCAAAGGGUUUUGGUGACUGUACAAUGAAGGACUGUCCUUGGAUUGCUGUGAUUCUUUGAAAAAUAUAUAUAUUUUUGUUUUUCUAAAGGAGCCAAACUGCUUUUCAGUUAGCAAGACUUCUCAUCUACCCUGAACCCUCUGUGAUUUUCCUAACUGUGCCUAGAAGUUCAUUCAUUUUAAAUCGAUGUGUAUUGGUGAGAAUGGCUGGAUUGCAAGCCCUUUGAUCUGCCCCUGCUCAAGGGCUCAGAUGUGCUUUAGGAUUAUGAGUAUGAGGAAAGUUUGACCGGCGUAAGGAUCCCGGUUCGAGCCCAGGCUCCCCACCUGCAGGGGAGUCGCUUCACAAGCGGUGAAGCAGGCCUGCAGGUGUCUGUCUUUCUCUUCCCCUCUCUGUCUUCCCCUCCUCUCUCCACUUCUCUGUCCUAUCCAACAAUGACAACAUCAAUAACAAUAACAAUAAUAACUAUGACAAUAAAGCGAGGGCAACAAAAGGGAAUAAUAAAUAAAUUAAUUAAUUAAAUAUUUGAAAAAAAAGGAAAGUUCGGUGUGUCUUGAGAUUGUAUGACAGAGGAGGGACCAUUGCAAGUAGAAUAUACAGCUUUCUCUCCCUUCCUUUGAGAUGUUUCUAGCAUAGCACUCGUAAUUAGCCUGCCUGGGAAAUGGCCCUCCCCUGACACAGCUUGAAUUCACUCACCAGCCCACUGGAUGGUGGCGUGAGAGAGAGAUGGGUUACAGGGCUAUCACCGCCCAUAGAAGGUGUCCUCUCCCAAAGGGAAGCAUCACUAAGGAUAUCUGUUCCCUAGAUAUCUAGAUGGGAACUCCAGCCCCUCUUGACUUCCUCAAUUUAGUUUCUACUGAAAUAUGAAAUUUUCUUUAAGUCUCUUAUACCUUCCUUCUGGCCAAAGCAGAAACAUUUGCCCCCCCUCCCACCUAAUGAUAACAUAUAGGAACACCAGCAACUGUUCAGUACUUAGAGCUCAGGCACUCAUAGGUGUGUGGUAGGUGGAAAAUUCUAGCAUCUCUAAAAGAUGAUUGUAACAAUUAAGUUAGAAAAAGGUGUCUAGCGUGAAUUAAACAAACAGAGAAAAUAAAGUGCAAACCAACACAUACACAUGUCUCUUUUUUAGUUGACUACACAGCUCUAUCACAUGAUGACAAACAAAAAACCUCUAAAGCUGGAAAUCAUUCUGUAACAUGAUAAAAGCAGGUUUUGUAAGAUGCCAACAUUCCAUUUCUUGGCCAAGUAUAUUUCUCACUCAAUACCAGUUCUGCCUUGGUACAAAUGAUUACAGAUCUCAAGGGCUUGUUUCAUGCCCCUAAUCUAGAAAUCUUGGACUUGAAUAAGGAAGAAAAUGGCAGUAACCUCCCCUCACGAUAACCAAAGCAAAUGUGGCUUUUUAAAAAAUAAAGAAGUCAUGUUGUAUGUUUCAAAUCCACGUUCAUCCAUUUCCAGAUAUCCAGUGAGUAGGGUACGUUCCAGGCCGUCUGCUAAGCUCCAGGUCACGGCAUUACAGGAGCCAUACUUGCAUGUCAACUCUGUGGCUCUCACAGGAGGAGAAGCUGCCACCUCUCCUAGUGCUCAAAUAAGGCUUAAACUAUAUGUUUAAGAGAAAAAUAUUCAAAAAGGUCUUCAUCUGAAAUGAUACAAAGAGGGACUUCCUGUAAAUGCUAAUCUUUAAGCAGUGAUUAUAUCCCCAAAUGACCCAGAUACUGUGUUACACAGGAAGUUUCUUGGGGUGGGGGGGGGGAGGGAGCAAUAUCAAAAGUUUGAUUCACAAUUUUUGUCCAAUUGCUGGCCACUGAUUGGAGGAACUGAACUAAGCAGACAGUGUGAUGAGGUCAUGGAAGGGUCUGGAGAAAAAGUGCGUUGGAAGAAGUUGAUGGUGUCUAGGGUUUGGUUUGAGUAGGAAGGUAGGAGACACAGGACAGAGCACAGUCCCUUGACAGGGAACAUCAUAGAAACUUGAUAAAAACUUUGCAGAGGACCUUUAACAAACACAGGGAAAGAUAGGGCUCAGGAGAUAGGAACAUGGUGGUGGUGUGUGUGGUAGAGCACACACAUCACAUUGUGCAAGGACCCAGGUUCAAAUCCCUGUUCUCCACCUGCAGGGAGGAAGAAGCUUCACUCUCAGUGAAGCAGUGCUGGGGGUGUCUCUUUUUUUCUCACUCUAUCUCCCCGUUCCUUCUCCAUUUCUCUCUGCCUCUACCCAAUAAUGUUUUUCUUCUCUUAAAGAACACUGUCUCCUUGGGAGUAUGGCUCAAUCUGCCAACAUCCAUUGGAGAAGCAUUUACUAAAGCCAGAACUCCCACCUUUUGCACCUCAUAAAGAAUUUUGGUCCAUACUCCCAGAUGGGGUAAAUGUUAGGGGAAGACUACCAGAGAACUCUGAAUGCCAAUUCCAUCAGGACCUGGAGAGAGAAGAGAAAAAAAGGAGGAACAUUCAGAAUGAGCAAUCGGUGUAGGUGUGACUUAGAAAGGAAGGGAAUAUAGACCCAUAGGAAAAAAAAUGUAUAUAUAUGUAAACCUGUAUCUGUGACCUUAACUACUUCAGUUUUGCAGUGGAGGGAAUAGGGACACAGAACUCUGGUAGUAGUGUGUAAUUAUAGCCCUGUUAUCUCACAAUUUUAUAAAUCAAUAUUAAGUCACUAAUGAAAAGAUCAGGACAGGAUUAGAUCUCACGGGGGGGGGGAACACAGUCUAUUAAAAAGGAGGGCAAGAAAGCAGGGGAGAAAGAAAGAGAGAUACUUGCAUCAUUGCUUCACCUUUCAUGGAGCUUCCCCUCUGCACGUGGGAGCCAGGAGCUUAAACCCAGGUCCUUGGUCAUGUAAAUAUGUGCACUUUAUUGGUGUGUUGCUGCUUGAAUGCUAUAUAUUUUUUCUUUUUGUAUAUGCUUUUGUGUCUUAUAUGAGAACUCUUUGCUUAGCCUGAAGUUACAAAGAUGUUUUUUAGUUAGAGACAGAGUGUAAAAGAGACACAACACUGAAACUUCCAAAUAAGAUAAAAUAAAAA
Erinaceus europaeus (western European hedgehog) is the source of this 5299-nucleotide messenger RNA. RefSeq names its product sec1 family domain containing 2 (gene SCFD2). Bases 119 to 2170 code for a protein of 683 amino acids. Lineage: Eukaryota; Metazoa; Chordata; Mammalia; Eulipotyphla; Erinaceidae. Gene Ontology annotation, biological process: intracellular protein transport; vesicle-mediated transport. The transcript has 9 exons. The record is from RefSeq and is a predicted model, not a curated record.